This is a messenger RNA of Torulaspora globosa, 1803 nucleotides long. RefSeq names its product Sgo1p (gene SGO1). Gene Ontology annotation, cellular component: nucleus; chromosome, centromeric region. Bases 1 to 1803 code for a protein of 600 amino acids. The record is from RefSeq and is a predicted model, not a curated record. Gene Ontology annotation, biological process: meiotic chromosome segregation. Lineage: Eukaryota; Fungi; Ascomycota; Saccharomycetes; Saccharomycetales; Saccharomycetaceae. The transcript has a single exon.
AUGGCGAGGACAUUGAGAAGAAAAACAAAAGAUAAUGGUGACGGCGGCAAAGUUGAGGGAGCUGGCGAGAUGACGGUAGCCGCGAACAAUGGCGAGAGUAUUCCUCAGAUUCAGGAACUGCAAAAUCUGAUGGACUUCCAGAAGAAUAAGGUGGAAGCAAUUAAAGCGAGUUAUUCGCAGCAGAACACGCAGCUAGCGAGGGCCAAUUCUUCGCUGAUGGUGAAGCUUAGUGAGAUUGAAAACAAGAUAAGCGAGUUGGUUCAGGAAAAUGUGACACUUCGAUCCAAGGUGUCAAUUGGAGAGAUGAAUUACAAGAGAAGACUGAGUGAACAGUUGGAUGUUCUGGAAAGUGGGAUAUCGCAUAGAGUUGAGGAGAUUUUUCUUAUGUUUGACAGUGUUAGGGCCAAGGAAGGUCUCACUUGUUCCGAUAAAUCUGGCCAAUUGAGGUCUAUACUGCGAAAAAGACGAAGCCUGGGCUCGUCGCAAGGAGACAAUAAGUCAGCUAAUAGCAUUCAGUUUUUAGACGCGGCUAAUCAAGUGAUUGGCGCACCUGAGCUGGAAGCGUCUGCAAGCAAUGGCGACAGUGCUGCUAAUCAAGAAGAAAACGCUGCAAGGAGGAAAAGGCGAAAGAGCUCGAGGAGAGAAUCGAUAUUUUUACCGGAAGACUUCGAACUGCCGAGCCAGGAACCCGUUUCAAAUCCAUCUGAAGGCGGGGUUGAUGAGGAGAAUGGUGAGAAUGACCAUGGUGGAAUGGAGCUACUGUCAAUAAUUGACGGCCUUAAUGAGCAGGAAGCUGGUCAAGCUAUUCUACAGCCAACCAACGACAUAGAGCUUCCAUCGGAACACAACGAACAGAAUGCCCACGCAGAUGGCUCCUUCAGCUUUACUAACUCCAUCAUCGAUUACUCGAUACCGGAGGAGACUGCACCAUCAGCCACCACGAACACCGAACAAUCUUCAUCAUCUAAAAUAGAGGUGUUCAGAGAUGAACCAGAGUCGAAGUCGUCAUCACAGAAUGGGGAGGACAGGAAAGAGCAAACCUUCGUACCUUUGUCCUCCCAAAGCAAGGCGAAGCAUUCGAGAAGGGCUCCUACCGCAAGAUCUCGGAAGAGCAUGGUUGAUGAGGUAAUGCCUACUACAAAUAAUGGAAACGCAGCUUGCGAUAUUGAAUUCACCAGAAUAAGAAGGACACGAGGAAAGGCGAUUGAUUAUAAGCUACCUUCGCUAAGGGCUAAGAUGAGACGACCCACCGAAAAGCUUGUCGAUGCAACCACAUUCACAAACAUCCACGAGCUUCAAGUAACGAACGCCAGAAGAAGCUAUAAGAAAAGCUCUAACAGGAAGGGUGCUAGCGCUACUACCGCCGCAGCACUGAAAGAGACAGUCAUAGCUGGUGAUGCAUGGCACAAAGACGCCCGCGAUCAGUCUCGAAAGGAUAAAGAAGCAGGGAAAUUAGAACAGGAGCACAAUUGCAAUCAGCCAAGCUCCAAAGGUCCGCUUCCUGAACGUGUAGGUGUCCAGAGAGAGAAAGCAACGACUGAAUGCCAACCUAUUCUGAAGGAUAUUACAAACCGGCCCAAAAUCAGCAAGACGAGAAAACUGUUGAAAAGCGCCAUAAUCAAUGAUAUCUGCGACAAUAAUGUAGGCAUGAGCGAUGAUACAACAGACUCGUUAGGCAGUAAUGGAUCGAGUUUCCGACUCAAUGAAGAAGAUUUAUCCGUAUUUGACUUGAUUGGAUCUGAUAAGGCAAAACCUACAAACAAGACUUAUAGAGCUAAAUCAAGAAAACUAAUAACCAAGUGA